Messenger RNA from Iphiclides podalirius (scarce swallowtail), 429 nucleotides. The record is from the annotation of a GenBank genome assembly. Lineage: Eukaryota; Metazoa; Arthropoda; Insecta; Lepidoptera; Papilionidae.
AUGCUAAUCACAUUAGAUCGAUUCAAUUGCAAGUCCCGCCGCUCGGCCCGCGACUGGAACAGGACUUGGCGAGUGGCGGUGGGGAGUCCCGGGAGGCAAGUGGAGCGCGUGAGCGGGAUGGGGCCCUCGUUAUCAGAGGCGCGAGAGCCUAAUCACUUUCGUUGCAACCCCGCAAGGAGGUCGGCGCGACUAUCACGUCAGUCGUCCCCGCGCAGUGUGUGCGCGCAGGCGUGCGCCACACCGCUCGCCUCUGCCGCCGCCAAUCCGCCGCCAGACCGCGCCACGCCACCGCCCGGCCGCAGCCGGGAAUGGAGACCUGCGCCAUCACAGCUGCCGAGGACCUUGUGGGCGACCAGAUUGUCCCGGGUGGCGGCCGCUGGGGCUCUUCUCACCCCACCGGCAUCCUCGACUCCUGGUUUCAGAUGCAGG